Messenger RNA from Budorcas taxicolor (takin), 2358 nucleotides. It is a transcript of the gene CDH7, whose product is annotated as cadherin 7. Gene Ontology annotation, cellular component: catenin complex; plasma membrane; adherens junction. The coding region runs from base 1 to 2358 and encodes 785 amino acids. The transcript is spliced from 11 exons. The record is from RefSeq and is a predicted model, not a curated record. Lineage: Eukaryota; Metazoa; Chordata; Mammalia; Artiodactyla; Bovidae. Gene Ontology annotation, biological process: cell-cell junction assembly; adherens junction organization; calcium-dependent cell-cell adhesion. Gene Ontology annotation, molecular function: cadherin binding; calcium ion binding.
AUGAAGUUGGGCAAAGUGGAGUUCUGCCAUUUUCUUCAGCUGAUCGCGCUUUUCCUGUGUUUUUCGGGGAUGAGUCAAGCGGAGCUCUCAAGGUCCGGAUCAAAGCCCUAUUUCCAAUCAGGGAGGUCGCGCACGAAGCGCAGCUGGGUGUGGAAUCAGUUCUUCGUGCUGGAGGAGUACAUGGGUUCAGACCCGCUCUAUGUAGGAAAGCUUCACUCUGAUGUUGAUAAAGGAGAUGGUUCCAUCAAAUACAUCUUGUCAGGCGAAGGGGCAAGUUCCAUUUUCAUUAUUGAUGAGAACACUGGGGAUAUUCAUGCUACCAAGAGGCUGGAUCGCGAGGAGCAAGCCUACUACACACUUCGAGCCCAGGCAUUGGACCGGCUCACCAACAAGCCCGUGGAACCUGAGUCCGAGUUCGUCAUCAAGAUUCAGGACAUCAACGACAACGAACCCAGAUUCUUGGAUGGCCCGUAUACGGCAGGGGUUCCCGAAAUGUCGCCUGUGGGGACCUCAGUGGUACAAGUGACAGCGACGGAUGCUGACGAUCCUACAUAUGGCAACAGCGCUCGAGUGGUCUACAGCAUCCUGCAGGGUCAGCCAUACUUCUCAGUGGAGCCCAAAACAGGAGUCAUCAAGACCGCCCUUCCAAACAUGGAUAGAGAGGCUAAAGACCAGUAUUUGCUUGUUAUUCAGGCAAAGGAUAUGGUUGGUCAAAACGGAGGGCUCUCUGGAACCACGUCAGUCACCGUGACCCUCACUGAUGUCAACGAUAACCCACCUCGCUUUCCUCGAAGGUCGUACCAAUAUAACGUCCCAGAAUCAUUGCCAGUGGCUUCUGUUGUGGCCAGAAUUAAAGCUGCCGAUGCAGAUAUAGGAGCUAAUGCUGAAAUGGAUUACAAAAUUGUGGAUGGUGAUGGAUUAGGGAUUUUCAAGAUUGCUGUUGACAAAGAUACACAGGAAGGAAUCAUUACUAUACAGAAGGACUUGGAUUUUGAAGCCAAAACAAGUUACACGCUACGGAUAGAAGCUGCAAACAAAGAUGCUGACCCCCGCUUUCUGAGCCUGGGGCCCUUCAGCGACACAACAACCGUGAAGAUAAUUGUGGAAGACGUGGACGAGCCCCCUGUGUUUUCUGCACCCCUUUACCCCAUGGAGGUGUCGGAAGCCACCCAAGUUGGGAAUAUUAUUGGCACCGUAGCAGCUCAUGACCCAGAUUCUUCCAACAGCCCAGUGAGGUAUUCAAUUGACAGAAACACAGAUUUGGAGAGAUACUUCAAUAUUGAUGCCAACAGUGGAGUUAUUACAACUGCCAAAUCUUUGGAUCGAGAGACAAACGCUGUUCACAAUAUCACAGUCCUUGCAAUGGAGAGCCAGAAUCCAUCUCAAGUGGGAAGAGGCUACGUAGCAAUCACUAUCCUUGACAUCAAUGACAACGCCCCUGAGUUUGCCAUGGACUAUGAGACCACUGUUUGUGAAAACGCCCAGCCAGGCCAGGUUAUCCAGAAAGUCAGUGCUGUCGAUAAAGACGAGCCAGCCAAUGGCCACCAGUUUUAUUUCAGCUUAACAACUGAUGCAACAAACAACCACAACUUUUCAUUGAAAGACAACAAAGACAACACAGCCUCAAUUCUCACCAGGAGAAAUGGUUUCCGGAGACAGGAGCAGUCUGUCUAUUACCUGCCAAUCUUCAUCGUGGACAGCGGGUCGCCUUCACUCAGCAGCACCAACACCCUCACCAUCCGCGUCUGUGACUGUGAUGCAGACGGGGUUGCCCAGACCUGCAACGCCGAGGCCUACGUCCUUCCUGCCGGUCUCAGCACAGGAGCCCUGAUCGCGAUUCUAGCCUGUGUUUUGACCUUACUGGUGCUGAUCCUCCUGAUCGUCACCAUGAGAAGACGGAAAAAAGAGCCGCUGAUUUUCGACGAAGAGAGAGACAUCAGAGAAAACAUCGUCCGAUACGACGACGAGGGUGGGGGAGAGGAAGACACGGAAGCCUUUGACAUGGCUGCGCUGAGAAACCUCAACGUCGUGAGAGACACCAAGACCCGGAGGGAUGUGACCCCGGAAAUCCAGUUCUUGAGUCGACCGACUUUUAAAAGCAUCCCGGAUAAUGUCAUUUUCCGGGAAUUUAUUUGGGAGAGACUGAAAGAAGCCGACGUGGAUCCCUGCGCCCCGCCUUACGAUUCCUUGCAGACGUACGCCUUCGAGGGGAAUGGCUCGGUGGCGGAAUCUCUCAGCUCCCUAGAUUCCAUCAGCUCAAACUCUGAUCAGAAUUAUGACUACCUUAGUGACUGGGGACCGCGUUUUAAACGCCUCGCAGACAUGUACGGAACCGGCCAGGAGAGCUUGCACUCAUAG